GUGAAAUGGUGAAGAAGCAACGACGCACUUCUAACGAUGAAAUUUCGAAGCCCGAUGACGGAAAAGUAAUAGAAGAUGGUACUGAUCAGAAUUUUCGAACCUUGUUGAUUAAAAUAAUGGAUUUACUCGAGACUCGUGAUACACACCAGAUUUUACGAGAUUCAAAAUGUCAAGGGAAAGCGCAGCUUUUAAAUUCAACAACGAUUCGCGCUAAAAUCGAUAAAAAUGAAUAUAAUACUCUGAAAGAGUUUCAACUUGAUUUUAUUCGUGCUUGUAGCAACUCUAUGUCUGUCGACCAGAAAAAAUACAACUCCGGAAAAGAAUUCAUUCGAUUAGUUAAUCCUUUUAUAAAAAAGCCUCAAAAAAAAGCUCUUGUUCAAUCAACGACGAAUGGGCAUUUAUUUUCAAGUAGUGCGUUAAAGCAGCUUCCAUUAGAUAACCAAAAAUUCAAAAUAGGCGGUGACAUUAAAGAGAUAACAAUCGUUCCAUCACAUUCAAUGGAUGAACGCGAUAUUCCAACUCUAGGGUCGAUCCUUCCAAAUACGACUAAAAAGCAAGAAAAUAUACGGUCAAAGGAAGUCGGUAUUCCUGGAGGUAUCAAAUUUCACACGUACAAACCUUAUGGUUCUUUCGCUCCGAUAUAUGAUUCGCGUGAUGCCUUAAUGUCUUAUGAAGAUACUGUAACAGCAUGUACAUUUAUGAAUGAAACCAAAGUUAGUCAUUCUACAAACAUGGAAGAUAAAAUAAGCACAGGAAAUAAGGAUGAAUCAUUGUCUAAAAAAGGUUCAAAUGAACUGAUAUCACAAAAUACACCAAAUUUGACCAAGGACGUUUGCUCUGCUGAAAACGAUCAUUGCACUGAACAGAUUCAAUGUUCUUCAUCAAAAUCAUUAAAGAAUUCAAAUGAAAUUUCAACAAAUCAUACAAACGGGAAUUAUUUUGAGGACAUUGAUGUAGAUAUGUUGUAUAAACUAAUUGAAAAUGAUGAUUCGUAUCAGUUUGAUUUAAAACUAGAUGAAAAUGUUGAACUUUUUUUAGAGUUACAAAAAUUACAAACAGAUAGAUUUAUAAAAAAUCCACACAAUAUGUCAGAAAAAGAAAGAAAUUUAGGUUUAAAGUUACAGAAUCGACUUGCUGAAAUUAUAUCUGAAGUUCCACCAUCUGCAUUGGUAACUCACGAAGGCAUAGAAAAAGCUAUGUCACAGUUACCAAUACGUGAAGCAGCAUUCAAAGGAAUGCUUCCAUUAAACAAAAGUCAUGCAUAUCUACAGAAUGAAAGUUCUCGUAACCCAUUUUACGGAUCUACAAAUGCUGUUCGUCCUCCUGGUGCUACUACGCCUAUGUAUCAUAAUGAACAGCAGAAUGUGAUAGCUAAUGGAUCAAUCCAUACAACACCAUCGCAUCCAAUUUCUGCUGCGACUCAACCAAUGAUCAUGGGAUUACCACCUACAAUGACUCCGGCUACACCUAUGCCGAUGAAUGUCCCCCCCUAUGGGAUGGGCUAUGGUGCUGCCGGUCCUUCGAUGAACAACGCAUUUUAUCCCG
Molecule: messenger RNA, 1545 nt
Organism: Dentiscutata heterogama
Lineage: Eukaryota; Fungi; Glomeromycota; Glomeromycetes; Diversisporales; Gigasporaceae
Source: the annotation of a GenBank genome assembly